AGGAAGAGAGGUAACUAUUCUAUCUGGCUAUCUGCGCUCUCUCCCCAUUCAUUUGGUUCACAUUUUGUUCCGUUGCUCCAAGCUGAAGGGAGAGAUGGGUUCGGGUUCAUUUUCGCGUUUCGGUUCGACUGUGGAAUCGCUGAGGGGAAGGUUGCUAGCUGAGCGACAAGCUUCGAGGGUGGCUAAUGAAGAGGCAGAGCAGCUGGCUGACAAGCUGAGGGAGCUGGAGAAGAAGCUAAAGGAAGAGACUAAACUGAAGUGGAAUGCUGAAAAGAAGCUUACAUUCCUCGUGAAGAAGUUCCAGUCCUUGAAUAACAUUUCUUCUUCCCUCACACCCCAGGAAUUAUACUGUUCACUGUCAGGAAGCUCAUCGUCCUCCAUUCUUAACACUUCUUCUUCAAGCCACAAGGACCCAGAAGAAGAAGGAGAAUCCAAAGUCCCCAAAAUAAGGAUCCCAGAAAGGCACUAACUUUUUCGUCCACAAUAAACCAAAAACUUUAUCAUAAUGGCCUUUUAAAUAAUGUGUUCUGCUUCGUCAUUUUAUUUUGGGUAUGUGGGAUCUUUUUUCUUUUGUUAUUAUUGCUACCGACCAGUUCAUUGCGCUGGAGGAAUGAAAUUGAAGGGAGUGAUGGGCAACUCAACGGCAAGUGUCCCUGCAAAUGUAUGGGAGCAGGGGCAGUAGCAGUCACCAUUCCAAGAGCAGCAGAGCGAGUGGCAAGUUAAAGAUGAGUGAGAAAGAAGUUGGGGAGUAAGGAGGAGCUGCCUGAUUACAGUCGCCCCCAUUUGAUGCCAUUAAUGUAUGAUGGUGGGGGUGGUGAGAUACGUGUAAACCAGAAAAUGGAAAAUAAAAUCGUCAUUCCAUU
Molecule: messenger RNA, 863 nt
Organism: Linum trigynum
Lineage: Eukaryota; Viridiplantae; Streptophyta; Magnoliopsida; Malpighiales; Linaceae
Source: the annotation of a GenBank genome assembly